Molecule: messenger RNA, 903 nt
Organism: Wyeomyia smithii (pitcher-plant mosquito)
Lineage: Eukaryota; Metazoa; Arthropoda; Insecta; Diptera; Culicidae
Product: farnesol dehydrogenase-like
Exons: 2
Coding region: 91-825 (244 amino acids)
Molecular function (GO): oxidoreductase activity
Source: RefSeq, a predicted model, not a curated record
AAUAUUUCAGUCAACGACGAUUGGUAGUCAUUGCGCAACGGACUUUACUGUUAGUCAGUCGUGUGGAAUCGAGAUCCCAAAAAUACGAGAAUGGAACGCUGGGCAGGAAAGGUGGCAGUAGUGACUGGUGCGAGCUCUGGAAUCGGUGCUGCCAUAGCCAAAGCCCUAGCUAAUGCAGGGAUGGUUGUUAUCGGCUUAGCUCGGCGCGUGGAGCGGGUGGAGGAACUGAAGAAAGACUUACCGGCAUCGGUAAAAGGAUCACUACACGCCGCAAAAUGUGAUGUAUCCAAGGAAGAAGACAUACUGAAAACUUUUGCAUGGAUUGAAAAGAAAUUUGGAGGCGUUGAUGUUUUGAUUAACAAUGCAGGAAUUCUGCGUGAUACCACCCUAGCCGAAGCGGACACCCAAAAAAUUCGAGAAGUAUUGGACACAAACGUUAUGGGACUGGUAAUAUGCAGCCGGGAGGCCUACCAAUCGAUGAAGAAACGUUCUGUAGAUGGUCACAUCAUCCACAUUAACAGUGUAGCAGGCCAUAUGGUGCCAAACUUUCCACGUUUAAACAUUUAUCCAGCGUCCAAACAUGCCGUCACAGCUAUUACCGAAACCAUGAGGCAGGAGCUCAGAACUGAGGGAACAAAAAUAAAAGUCACGAGUAUUAGUCCGGGUGGUGUGAGAACUGAAAUCUUGCCCGAAGCGGCGUUGACAAUGGAGAUGCCUUUACUCGAAUCCGAAGAUAUUGCAGAAGCGGUUCUAUAUGUAAUUGGAACUCCACCGCAUGUACAAGUUCACGAGCUAACUAUUAAACCGAUAGGAGAAAUAUUUUAAUCAUCCAUUUCUGUUAUCCCAUAAUGAUUACUUGUAGUUGUUUUUUUUUAAUUUUAGUAAUAAAAUUUAAAGAUUUUA